Messenger RNA from Plutella xylostella (diamondback moth), 1549 nucleotides. RefSeq names its product lysosomal Pro-X carboxypeptidase. The record is from RefSeq and is a predicted model, not a curated record. Gene Ontology annotation, molecular function: serine-type exopeptidase activity; dipeptidyl-peptidase activity. Gene Ontology annotation, biological process: proteolysis. Lineage: Eukaryota; Metazoa; Arthropoda; Insecta; Lepidoptera; Plutellidae.
CAUGUAUGCACAUAAACGAUCCGCCCGGCGACUCACAAACUUGUCAAUCUCAUUAUCGCCCAAUCGCCGGGCGAGACUAACGUUCUUCAGUAAACAACAAUAAUGUUACGGCACAAACUAUUGACGUUAUUCUGCUCUCUAGCACUAGUUCAUGCUGAGUACACGUUUGAGACGAAAUGGUUCGAAGUGCCGCUCGACCACUUCAGCUUUCAGAGGACUGAGACCUUCAAGAUAAAGUACCUGGUGAAUGACACCUACUGGGACAGCGGGAAUGGGCCGAUCUUCUUUUACACCGGCAAUGAGGGGCAGAUCGAGGUGUUCACCCAACACACAGGCUUCAUGUGGGACAUCGCCAGAGAGUUCAACGCAAAACUGGUGUUUGCAGAGCACAGAUACUACGGCUCAUCAAUGCCAUUCGGCAACAAGUCUCUGGACCGGGAGCACAUCGGCUACCUGACCUCCGCGCAGGCGCUGGCCGACUACGCCGACCUCGUCAACUACUUGCAGGGAGACCAGAUCAAGCCGCAGUACCCGGUCAUUGCUUUUGGAGGCUCAUACGGCGGCAUGCUGUCAGCGUACUUCCGCAUAAAAUACCCUCACGUGGUGGCGGGCGCCAUCGCGGCAUCAGCCCCCGUGCACAUGUUCCCGGGCAUGGCCCCGUGCGAGGCCUACCACCGCAUCGUCACCUCCAGCUACAAUAUUGCCAAUGCGAACUGUGUCGCGAAUAUCAGGCUUGGCUGGCCUACUAUAAGAAACUUCACCAAGUCCGCCAACGAAACCGCGUGGCUGGAAAAAGAAUGGAACCUGUGCCACCCCAUCAAGAACGCCUCCGACGUGGACACCCUAGUCGGGUUCGUGCAGUUCGUGUACGAGACCACGGCCAUGGUGAACUAUCCGUUCCCCAGCGACUUCCUGCGGCCGCUGCCCGCGCAGCCCGUGCGCGUCGCCUGCCAGUAUCUGGCUGAGCCGCUUAAGGGGAAGGAACUGUUGACGGCCAUCGGCAAAGUCCUUGACAUGUACACAAACUACGACCACAAAAGCAAAUGCAUGGAUUAUCAGAGCGGAGGAGAUUACGGAAACUUGGACGCUGCAGGCUGGGAUUAUCAAGCGUGCACAGAGAUGGUGAUGCCGAUGUGCACGACCGGCGAGUACGACAUGUUCGAGCCGUCUCCGUGGAACUUCACCUCCUUCUCUGAAGACUGCCACAAGAAGUACGGCGUCUACCCGCAUCCCGAGGCGGCCAGGAUCGAGUAUGGAGGCGACAGGCUGCAGGCCGCUUCCAAUAUUGUGUUCAGUAACGGGCUUUUGGACCCUUGGGCUGGAGGCGGCAUCCUCAACAGCAUCAGCGACUCCGUAAAAGCCGUGGUGAUCAUCAACGCGGCGCACCACCUAGACCUCAUGCCGCGGAACGACGCCGACACGGAGCCCGUCAAGAUGGCGCGCGACUGCCACAAGAAGAACAUCCGCCGCUGGAUCCGGCAGUUCCGCGGACAGCCCACUGAGGGCAGGGACUAUAGGUGCUGAGAGGCUGGUAUGGAUGGGGAAUUUG